GGAAUAGGAAUUCGCACAAAGGAUGAAGAUUAGCAGAGCGAGAAGGCCGCGGGAGUCGAAACGCGUCGAAAUGCAUAGCCCUGUCACGAGUUUCGUCACAAUUAUGAUAUUUUUAAUAUUCGCCUCCGCUUUUUAUCUCGUGAUCUCAUUCAAACCGCUCACAAAGGACGAACAUUUGGAACGCAUCAACACGAUGAGUGAAGGCGUCGAGCCGUUUAGGAAAAAUUUGACGGAAUGCGCUCGCCAGGUAAAAGCUUCAAUGACGGACGUUGAGAGUUUUUUGAAGAGAAUACCUCAGACUACCAUGCAAGGGAAAUGUUUUGUGGCUUGUAUAUUGAAAAGGAAUGCGAUUAUAAAGAAGAAUAAGAUUGAUCAAUCGAAUCUUCUCGCGGUGAAUAGAGCUGUGUACGGUGAAGAUAGCGAAGUUAUGGCGCGAUUGAAGACAGCCAUUGUUGAAUGUAGUGAUGUCGUGGAAGGCAUUUUUGAGAUAUGCGAAUACGCCUCUGUGUUCAAUGAUUGUAUGCAUAUGAAAAUGGAGCACAUUUUGGAUAAAAUGACAAUGGAGAGGCGAAUGGAGGCGUUGGGGCAAAUGACGUCCGACCCUGAUCUAUGGAGCGAGGAUGACGACGAAAUGUUGAAAUUGGUGAAAGAUGAACUGUGAAUUAAGUUAUCUAUAAACAAUAAAAUAAUAAUAAUAAUAAAAUCUU
Galleria mellonella (greater wax moth) is the source of this 707-nucleotide messenger RNA. RefSeq lists its product as uncharacterized. Bases 23 to 661 code for a protein of 212 amino acids. Lineage: Eukaryota; Metazoa; Arthropoda; Insecta; Lepidoptera; Pyralidae. The transcript has a single exon. The record is from RefSeq and is a predicted model, not a curated record. Gene Ontology annotation, molecular function: odorant binding.